AUGACGGUAGAGAAGCAAAUGACGGCAGGAGAGAAACCACUCAGCCCGUUUUCGCGGUUGUUCAGCUUGCCGGGUCGCGACUGCUUCAAUAUCAUAACCAUCGGGUCCAAAAAUGAAUGUAAUCCAAUAGUUAUUGUUGAAGGCUUAAAGAACACAUUGAUUAACCAUCCACGCUUCUCUAGCAUUCUGGAUACGGGUAAUGGUGAGCACAAAGGGAAAGCGAAAUGGGUUCGUACACAAGUAAACGUGGAAGAACACGUAAUUAUUCCAGAAAUAGAUCCCAACAUUGAAAAUCCUGAUCAAUUUCUAGAGGACUAUACAUCAAGCAUGGCUGUUACUCCAAUGGACAAGUCAAAACCAUUAUGGGAGUUUCAUCUACUGAAAAUGAAGACAUCACAUCAUUCUUUGGGUGAUGGGAUGUCUCUUAUGUCCCUUUUGCUAGCUUGUACUCGAAAAACAUGUGACCCCGAGGCAUUUUCUACAUUUGUGGUUGCCUCGACAAAACGUAGUGCGAGCGCGACGAUAAACACUUGUUGGUUUUGGUCGAUGGUUGCUUGGUUUUGGUACAUAGUAAGAGUAAUAUUUCACACUUGUGUUGGAGUGUUUAAGUCUAUGGUUAUGGCAUGUUUUGGUGGGGACACUUCAAGUUUACUUAUGGGUAAAUCUGGUGCUACACUUUGCCCUAAUAAGUUUAUUCAUCGAAUCAUUAGUUUGGAAGAUGUCAAAUUCGUGUUGAACGCAAUGAAUGCGGAUCUGGCUAAGAUGAUGGCAAAAGGUUCAAAAUUUAGAUGGGGAAAUUCGAUGGGUUAUGUUACGUUUCCUUUAUGGAUGAAGUCAGAAAAUGAUAUACUUGAAUACAUUCGACGAGCCAAAGCGACAAUGGAUCGCAAAAAACUCUCGCUUGAACCUCUCUUUUCAUAUGCUUUGCUCAAAUUUAUCAUGGAAGUUUUCGGAAUCAAGGCACUCAAUAUUUUUAUGAAGAGGAUUUUUGGUCGCUCAACAAUGGUAUUCUCAAAUGUGAUCGGUCCAACAGAAGAAAUAAGCUAUUUCGAUCAUCAAAUAUCUUACAUUGCCGCAACUUCAAUUGGUCUGCCACAGGUACUCACUGUCAACAUUCAAAGCUAUGUAAACAAGGUUAUCUUCAAUCUUGGAGUUGAUCUAGUCGUGAUUUCUGAUCCUCAUCACCUCUGUGAUCUCAUCUUCGAGGCUCUACGUAUGAUGAAAACCGUUGCCGCGGAAAACACUUGUUGUGAUUCAUAUGCUUAA
This is a messenger RNA of Arabis nemorensis, 1266 nucleotides long. The record is from the annotation of a GenBank genome assembly. Lineage: Eukaryota; Viridiplantae; Streptophyta; Magnoliopsida; Brassicales; Brassicaceae.